GUAGAAGCGGGGGGGGGGUUGCGCAGACUCCGCUGCUGUCUGCGCCCGGCCCCGGCAUGUGGCUCCGGCCCCGCAGCUGCCAUGGCCCGGCCGGCGGGAGACCUCGCCCGGGACCUGCAAGACAGUAUUCGCAAGGUCCUGAGCCGCCCGCCCAACCCUCUGCUGCUGAAGGUGAAGCUUGAAACCAAGCCCAAGAAGUUUGAGGAUCGUGUGUUGGUGCUGACGGCCUGGCGGCUUCACCUCUUCGGGCUGAAAGUGCCCGCCAAGGUCGAAAGCUCCUUCAAUGUCUUGGAAAUUCGAACGUUAAACACAAUAAACCACAGCCAGAUCCUGGUGGACACGGAGAAAGCCACCUACAGCUUCAAAUUCCCCAGCCCGGCCAGCGCCGACCAGGUCACCCGGCACGUCAACGCGGCUCUCGGCAAGAUCUUCCCCAGCCCCACGGCGGGCUGUCUGAGGACCCCUGAGACUCCCCGGGACACGUCCCCCAACUCCGAGAGUUCGACCUCCACCAGUCACAGCAUCUGCGGGGGGUUCUCCGAGACCUAUGCCGCCCUCUGCGACUACAACGGGCUGUUCUGCCGGGAGGAGGUGCAGUGGGAUGUCGACACCAUCUACCACUCGGCCGACAAUCAUGAAUUCAACCUGCUGGACUUCAGCCACCUGGAAAGCCGGGACCUGGCUUUGAUCGUCGCCGCCCUCGCCUACAACCCUUGGUUCACGCGACUGCACUGCAAGGACCUGAGGCUGGGCUCUGAGGUAUCUGAGCAAGUUCUGCACACGCUCAGCAAGUCCCAUCACCUGGAGGAGCUGGUGCUGGACAACACGGGGUUAAAAACAGACUUCGCGCUCAAACUGACCUACGCUCUGGGAGACAACCCUGGCUCGGCCCUGCACAGCCUGGUGCUGUCGCACAACCAGAUCGAGGACAAAGGUCUCAUCUCCCUGAGCCAGCAAUUCCUCUACUUCCCCAAGGGGCUGCGGCAGCUCGGGCUCUGCAAGACGGGGGUCACCCCAAAAGGGCUGGCCGGGCUGUGUCAGACCCUGGGGGCCAACCCGGCCUUCAGCAGCUCCCUGCAACACCUGGACCUCAGCAAGAACCCCGGGCUGCUGGGCGGUGAGGAGGCCAACGGUUUUUAUUCCUUCCUGGCCCAGCCCAACGCCCUCCUCCGCCUCGAGCUGGCCGGCACGGACUGCGCCGUCGACGUGUUAUUCGGGGCGCUGUUGCAUGGAUGUUGCACUCGGCUUAGCUACCUCAACCUCUCCCGGAACACCUUCUCGCACCGGAAAGCCAAGGACUCCCAGCUGGCCUUCAGGCAAUUCUUCUCGAGCACCUACGCGCUGAACUACGUGAGCCUGUCGGGCACGAAAAUGCCCCUGGAUGCCUUGAGGUCUCUGUUCCAGGGUCUCUCGGCCAACACCCACCUGAGUGAUGUUCACCUGGAUUUGAGCGGCUGUGAGCUGCGCUCGCCGGGGGCUCAGGUCCUACAGGAGCAGCUCCCAGGGGUCACUGCCUUGGGGAGCCUAGACAUCUCCGACAACAGUUUUGACUCCGAUUUGCUGACGCUGGUCCCUGCUCUGGGCAAGAACAAAUCCCUCAAACACCUCUGGCUGGGCAAGAACUUCAGCGUUAAGUCCCGGAUGCUGGAGGAGAUACUUCACAAGAUCGUACAGCUGAUUCAGGAGGAAGAUUGUUCCCUGCAGUCUCUCUCCAUGGCCGACUCGCGGCUGAAGUCCCGGACCAGCAUCCUCAUCAACGCCCUUGGCAGUAAUACCUGCUUGAGCAAGGUGGACCUGAGCGGGAAUGGCAUGGAGGACCUGGGGGCCAAGAUGCUGUCCAAGGCUCUGCAGAUCAACAGCAGCCUCCGGAGCAUCACCUGGGACCGGAACAACACGACAGCACUUGGCUUCCAUGAUGUCGCCCGAGCCCUGGAGAACAACUACACCCUGAAGUACAUGUCCUUCCCCAUGAGCGACAUCACAGCCGCUUACCGCAGUGCCCCGGAGAGGAUGGAUGAGGUGUGGCAGAAGAUCCAGUGGUGCCUCCUCCGAAACGGCCAUUCCCAGAAGUUCUCCCAGGAGCAGGCGUUCCGACUCCAGCAGGGGAUCGGCACCAGCAGCGCCGAGCAACAGAUGAUCAGACGGCUGUGCCUGCGGGUCCAGGAGGAGGUGAGGGCUCUGCACAGCUGCCCUGCUGAUACUGUCCAGGAGGAGGUGCUCUAUGCGCGGGAGCUCAUGAAGGAGGCCAAGAACUCGCGGGCGCUGUUCCCCAGCCUCUAUGAACUGGGACACAUCUUGGCGAGCGACGGGCCCGUCCGGCAGCGACUGGAGUCCGUGGCCAAUGAGGUCUCCAAGGCCGUUGACAAGGAGCUGCAGGUGAUCCUGGAGUCCAUGGUGACACUUACCCAGGAGCUCUGCCCCAGGGCCAUGCAAGCCGCCGAGGGCCACAACAAGAUGCUGGGGACUGUGUCAGAGCGGGUGACCGUCCCCCGCAACUUCAUCCGGGGGGCGCUGCUGGAGCAGGCUGGGCAGGACAUCCAGAACAAGCUGAACGAGGUGAAGUUGUCUGUGGUGACGUAUCUCACCAACUCCAUUGUGGAGGAGCUCCUGGAGGAGUUGUACAGCACCCACAAGAGCCUGACCCAGCACAUUGCCCACCUCCAGCAGCUCUCCGAGGGGCAGAGUAGUGCUGGGAGCUCCGGGGGGACCCCCCUGGACCAGCCCCCCAGGAACCAGCUGAGAGAUCACGAGGAGACCACAGACGAUGAGCUGGGAACCAGCAUUGACACCAUCGCUAUCAAGAGGCAGAAACAUGGCAGGAAAAUCCGACCUGUCUCAGCUUUUAUCGGCGUGGCUGACCCAGACACUGAUGCCACACACUCCUGGGGCACCAACUCGCCGUCAGGCUGGCUCUCCUCGUCGGCCAGCAGCCAGUACUCGCAUUCCCGCAGCCCCUCCUUCGAGGGGCUGGCCGAACUCCCCACUGAGGGGUCCCGGCUGGAGCACCGCACCCGCGGCCGGCCCCGGCCCCCCCGGUGUGUCCCUCCGGGGCCUCGCCAAAAUGCUCGGACACCUGGGUCCAUUGAGCCCCAGCAGCAGGAGAAUGGGACGGUGCCGCGGCUGGAUGAGGGACUGGAGGAAUUUUUUAGCAGGCGUGUCCUCACAGAUAACACCAGCUAUCCACGGACCCCCAGAGGCUGUGGGGUGAGACCAGGCCCCUCAGACGCGCUGCCCCCCAUGCAGAAGAAGAGGCGAAAGGGGCUUUUCCAUUUUCGGAGGAAUCGGAGCCUCAAGGGGGAGAGGGAGGUUGAAGACACCCUGUGGGGGGCCCCCCACAGCUCCCCCAGCACCCCCCAGGGGACAGCAGAUGAGCCCAAGGCACCAAUGUGGAGUUCAGCCAGUCUGGAUGAAGGGGAGGGGCAGGAACCCCAGGGAAUGGGGAUUCCCCUCCCUGGGAUGGGGGGCAGCGGAGGAAGUGGGGUGAAGGGGCUGCCCCCCAGAGGUAACCAGUGUCCCACCGUUGAUUGUUCCCCCAACCCCAUGAGGGAGGAGUCAGAUUCUUCAGAGGCGGAGCUACUGCAGCCCUCCCGAGUCCACGGAAUUGCCCUGCCCGGAAUGGGGCGGAGCCUGGAUGGGAAGAAAGAGGGGACAGAGCUGCAAAGGGUGGGAAGCCUACACGAUCGAGAGAGGAGGAGGUCCUCGGACAGCUCAGGUAGGGGGGCACACCCCAAAUUCUGCCCCUCCCCUUCACCUAGCUCCCCCCAACCUGAUACCCCCCUUUAUCUCUUCCCCACAGAGAAAGGGGGCUGGAGACCCCAGCCUCCCCCUCAGAGCUCCAAGCCAGCGUUUGUCACCAUUCGAAGGGCUGAGGCUAGCUGGGAUAUCGCGGAGGAGAGCUCCCAGCUGGACCUGGAGGAGACGGACAUCUCCAGCAGGGCCCCCAGAAUGGAGGCGGGGGAGAAGCCCCCAAACCCCAGCUUCCUGGCAUCUGGAAAGGCCAGGGAGCCGCCAUCCGGCCUCCGCCCCCCCAAGCCAGUAGGCAUCCCACGCGGCCAAAAGCCCCCGACUCAGCCGGAGAGGAGUCAGAGUAGCGAGGAGCAGGCAGGUGGGGCCGGCCCCAUCGAGACUCGGACCUCCCCCCCCGUCACCCGCCCCCGACCGGACCACUUGGAAACAGAAGGGGGGUCUGAGGUGGGGCGGAAGGCGGCCCCUCUGAAACCUCAGCGAACACGCCGGGCGCAGUCCUGUGAUAAACUGGAGUCAGAUCAGGGUCGAGAGCCCGGAGCCAGAGGUGCUGCUAACGCCCUCCUGCCGGACCCCCCUCUGCCCCCGCCCUUGGAGCAGCAUCAGCCCCCUCGGAAACCCCGUCUCCCCAUCUCCCGGCCUUUCCUCUCUGUGGACCAGACUGUGGGAACCCAGGAGUCCGGGACAGACUGACGGGCCUGCUAUCGAGUAUCAGCCAUACCACCAGCUGGGAACAAGGAAGCCUGAGAACAGAGAGAGAAGGGACGACUGGGUCUUCCCCAAGAUCCAGCCAUGGACCCCCCCAAAACAAGGAUCAACAGCUCCCGCACAUGGCCUUGGGGCUGCAGACCCUGUCCUGCCCCCCACCCUUCCCUCUCGCCUCGCUUUCACUCCUCCGUUCAGGCCUGUUUUGUUCCCUCGCUUCCCCCCCCAAAAUCCCUCGAGGGACGGAUCCCUGUUUUCAGGGCAUGCCCCCCGGCGGGAGGAGGCAUUGCUCCCCCAGGAGGAAACAGCGGGCCGGACUCUGAAUGCGGCUUAUCCCCUCUGUACCCCACAGCUGCCUACCCGCCACUUUCCAACCCUCCAGGGUCCCUGUCUAUUUUCGGCUUGUACAGAAGGAAGAGAGAAAUAAAUUCUAUAUGGCGACCGGAGCU
Molecule: messenger RNA, 4898 nt
Organism: Dermochelys coriacea (leatherback sea turtle)
Lineage: Eukaryota; Metazoa; Chordata; Testudines; Dermochelyidae
Gene: CARMIL3
Product: capping protein regulator and myosin 1 linker 3
Exons: 40
Coding region: 82-4437 (1451 amino acids)
Biological process (GO): cell migration; regulation of Arp2/3 complex-mediated actin nucleation
Cellular component (GO): lamellipodium; plasma membrane
Molecular function (GO): protein binding
Source: RefSeq, a predicted model, not a curated record